GCCGCGUCACGCGCCGGGGUGGGAGCGGCGGCAGGUGCCACCCCCGCGGCCUCCUCCCUCCGGCACUCGCCGGGCAGCCGGGGCAGCAGGGGCAGCAGGGGCCGCUGUGAGCAGCCGUGCGUGCGGCCGGGCGCUCCGGAGCCGCUGCCCGCGCGAAUCCAGUCAACCCCGUGGAAAAUGGCCUUCAGUGAGUUUACAUCUAGGACGGUGCUCCUCUAUGAUAAUUGGAUCAAAGAUGCUGAUCCAAGAGUUCAAGACUGGCUCCUCAUGUCCUCGCCUCUGCCACAAACCAUCAUCCUGGGUCUCUAUAUCUAUUUUGUCACUUCUCUGGGACCAAAGCUUAUGGAAAAUCGAAAGUCUUUUGAACUCAAGAAAGCGAUGAUAACGUACAAUUUUUUCAUAGUACUCUUUUCUGUGUAUAUGUGUUAUGAGUUUGUGAUGUCUGGCUGGGGCACAGGUUAUUCAUUUCGAUGUGAAAUUGUUGACUAUUCCCAGUCACCUACAGCAUUGAGAAUGGUACGCACCUGCUGGCUUUAUUACUUCUCCAAAUUUAUUGAACUAUUAGAUACUAUCUUUUUUGUUCUGCGUAAGAAAAAUAGCCAAGUGACUUUCCUGCAUGUCUUCCAUCACACCAUCAUGCCAUGGACCUGGUGGUUUGGAGUCAAAUUUGCUGCAGGUGGCUUGGGGACGUUCCACGCCUUCCUGAAUACAGCAGUACAUGUCGUCAUGUAUUCUUACUAUGGACUGAGUGCGAUGGGACCCGCCUAUCAGAAAUACCUGUGGUGGAAAAAGUAUUUGACAACAUUACAGCUUGUCCAGUUCAUUAUUGUCACCAUCCACAUAGGCCAGUUCUUUUUCAUGGAGGAUUGCAAGUACCAGUACCCCAUCUUUCUGUACGUCAUUAUGAGCUAUGGGUGUAUCUUUCUGCUCCUCUUUCUCCAUUUUUGGUAUCGUGCUUACACCAAAGGUCAGAGGCUGCCCAAAACUGUGAAGAAUGGAGUCUGCAAAAGUAAAGAUCACUGAAGUCCAAACACAUGAAUCUAUGAAUUAGACUGCUAUUUUGUCAUCCUUGACAAUCAACAGGUAUUUCCAUGUGCAGUGCAUUUUGUAUAUUUUUCAAAACCAAAGGCUUGUAUUUUUAUGAUCAGUCAUUAGGGUUUCUGAGAGUCCGAAGCUCCCAGAUAACAGAGUCUUCUGAUAAUUUGAGCCUGGAGCGGCCAGUUUUUCAGCUGCUUUAUAAACCUACUACAGAGGUUUUGUUCAGUACAUUUUGUUACAUUGAAGGAAGGCGUGAGAAAUAUAGUACUCUUCAAAGAAGUCCGGUCUAGAUGAGAAAUAUCAAUAGAUAUUUUGAUCACGGACAGAGAUCCAAGUACAGUACAUUCCUUCCACUGGGUCUGAAAACCUCGGAGCUGUGAGCUUUGGCUUUGCUGCUUAUUGACUGUGGUCAAGUUAAAUUUCUUCCGAAGAGCUAACACAGAUGAGCAACACGUAAAUUUCCAAUAAGCUGUCAUGUAAAAUCACUAAUAACAAUUCUGUGGGGCAGUGCCAGGAAUUGAUUGCAGUUCUUCAUGAUUGUGAGGCAUGCACUGUCCUCUGAGCUAUUUCCCUGGCCCCCAGCAAUAAUUUUUAAUAAUCUCUUGAGUAGCGGCCACUAGUCCUGCUAGUAAGACUUCCUUGUAACCCUUUUGUUGUAUAAACUUAAAAGUAACACCCCUUCCAGUUAGCACUUGAGCUAAUACUUAAUGCACUUGACACAAAGGUUAAGGUAAUAUUGUGAAAACAAGAUGAUUUGUUCUGAUGAUUUAUGAACACUUCGUUAAUUGUGCUGUGUAACUCCCUGUCUGUUUCUGGAAAGAGGUGAAUUUGUCAAUGGAAACGAACUCUGUUGUUCAGUGGUGAAUCUAUGUUGUCUGCUGUAACGUCACUGUCCUGAAUUUGUCCUGGUAUAAAGAAUCAUCUUGGUUAUAAUAUAUGUUUAUAUAUUGUUAGAUAUGAAGAUGUUCAUAUCAUUAGCACGCUGCAUGAACCCUAAUGUCAUAAAUUAUUUUCAGUCAUCUGGUUUGCAGAGAUGGGUUGGAAGAGUCGUUUGUGAAACGAUUGGAGGCACGGGUGGUAUGGGAAUUAUCUAGUGAACAUUUGUUUAUAUAAAGAGUUCUUUAUAAAGAGAAAGAGAGGGUCAGGGAACUGAAAGCACAUACUUUGCAUGUCAGACCCAGGGUUUGAUCCCUGGCAUCAUGUGGCACAACCUGCCCCAGCAUUACCAGGAGCAGCCCCUGAGCAACAGACCAGCACUAGUCCCACCCUCAGCACUGCCAGGUUUGGCCCAAAAUAAAGAGAAGGGUACUAUAUAACAGUUGUUACAGAUACGCUACGUGAAAAAUUAUUCCAGAAAUAGGAAUUGACAGCCUAAAUUUCUUUUUUUAAUCAAUAAAGUACUAAAAUUUAUCUUAGAAGCAGUUUCAUUCUUAAAAAUUAUUUUAAAAUAUUUUGUUUUUAUAGUCUCUUGUUGGAGAACAAAAACUGCUGGUUAAUACGAUUUUGUCCAAGAAGAAACACUAUUUGAACCAUUCUAACUUUUUUAUUUUUUAAGUUUCCUUGUUAUAUUUGUACUCAGCUUUUAAGACCUAUCAUGCUCGUUUGACUCAGUAAUGAGUUCUUAUGGACCUCAGUUAUGUCACACACAGUGAUGCUUCUUGUCCAGCAAAGUAUGUGGCUUUAUUUGUUGUCACAUCCUUUAAUUUUGUGUCUCCCAGUUUGCUCAUCUGUACCACAAUCCUUCUCUUCACACUUACCAGAUUUGUAAUUAUUUGCCUUUAUGUUACCAUUGCUGAUUUUACUUGCUUGCAAUGUGAGAGGAUGAGGCUUGAGAAAUAAGGGGAAUUUCAUAGUUUUUUAAGUAAAGAACAGGAGAGCAAACUUAAAAAACAGCUUUGUCUUACUGUUUUGUGAGGUUUGCAGGGUUCCCAAGAGUUUUCUUUGUGGAGAGGAGAGGGUCUUUAAAUCUAGUCUUUGCUAAAAUGAGAAAAUGGGAUAGAUGUUGUUAAACAUGCAUACUAUUCCCCAAAACCCAAGCAGGGUAAAGGCCAAAAGGAAGAAAAGUGAAAGAAGACAAAAGACCGACCGGCCUGCCUGCCUUCCUUCCUUCCUUCCUUCCUUCCUUCCUUCCUUCCUUCCUUCCUUCCUUCCUUCCUUCCUUCCUUCCUUCCUUCCUUCCUUCCUUCCUUCCUACAUUCGCAUAAUUUUCAAUCUGCAUCAAACCACCUCUCCGAACUUGCCUGUCCUUUGACUUGGAGCCUAGAGACAGUACAGGGUUAAGGCAUUCACCCUACACACGGCCAAUCCUGGUUCAAUCCCUUGGCACCAUAUAUGAUUUCCAAAGCACCAUGAAGAGGAAUCCCUGAGUCCACCAGGUGUGAUCCAGACCCCUACCCCACCCCAUCCAAAUAAGUUUGUGAACAAGUAGCAACAUGUGAUGGAACCACAUAUGAUAUGACAUGAUUAGAAGCGGAGAACUUGGAUAUUACAUGAAAAGAAGCAUCUUCCACAUGAUUUAGUAGAUCAUGAUGAAUACGCCUGGACAGAGUUUCACUUGGAGUCUUAUCCCACUUUUCAGUAUUUUUUUGCCUUUGGAUUUGCUUAGUCAACAAAAUCUAGUUUAUGACAAAUGAUUUGUAAAUCCUUGAGAAUUUAUGUCUACAAUAUGAAUAAAUCACAUAUUAAAAAUUUAAAUCGUUAUAGGCCAUUCCCAUUUUAUUGGAGUAGAUGAUGUUGCCAUAUAAAUUACAAAAUCAUGAAGUUACAUUUCCUCAAUUAUUAUGUUCAAAAAUUAAGAACUACAAAAUGCCAUGGAUGUUGUCAGACUUGAGUUUGUUUUUCUUUGUGUAUCAUAAUAAAUUUGUGUUAUCAUGGGCCAGCAUGAAAGUACAGUGGAUAGGGUACUUGCCUUGCGCACAGCCAACCCAAGUUCUAUCCCUAGCAGCCAUUAUGGUCUCCAAGCCCACGAGGAAUAAUCCCUGAGUGCAGAGCCUGAAGUAAGUCCUAAGAGCCCCUGGAUGUGGCUCAAAAACAAAAAAUAAAUAAAAUAAACUUGUGGUGU
Sorex araneus (European shrew) is the source of this 4099-nucleotide messenger RNA. It is a transcript of the gene ELOVL7, whose product is annotated as ELOVL fatty acid elongase 7. Gene Ontology annotation, cellular component: endoplasmic reticulum; endoplasmic reticulum membrane. The coding region runs from base 178 to 1023 and encodes 281 amino acids. The record is from RefSeq and is a predicted model, not a curated record. The transcript has 8 exons. Lineage: Eukaryota; Metazoa; Chordata; Mammalia; Eulipotyphla; Soricidae. Gene Ontology annotation, molecular function: fatty acid elongase activity. Gene Ontology annotation, biological process: fatty acid elongation, monounsaturated fatty acid; fatty acid elongation, polyunsaturated fatty acid; very long-chain fatty acid biosynthetic process.